Molecule: messenger RNA, 1020 nt
Organism: Penicillium taxi
Lineage: Eukaryota; Fungi; Ascomycota; Eurotiomycetes; Eurotiales; Aspergillaceae
Product: allergen Asp F4-like
Exons: 2
Coding region: 1-1020 (339 amino acids)
Cellular component (GO): extracellular region
Molecular function (GO): IgE binding
Source: RefSeq, a predicted model, not a curated record
AUGCUGUUCAGCAAGUCUUUCUUGCUGUUGGUGGCUGCUACGACUGGUGCUGUAGCCCACGGUUCCAAUCAUGCUCAUUGGCAUAUUGCCAACGAGCGCCGUCAGGCUGCUGGUACUGUGACUGUGACUACGACCAACACUGUCAUCUACUGUCCGUGUGAUGAUUCUUAUUCGACCAUUACUCCAACAUCUACAACAGCGCUUCCAUCAACCACUGAAGUGGCUACUACUGCACUUCCAUCGACUACUGAAGUGGCUACCACUACUGCACUUCCAUCAACCACUGAAGUCGAAGUGACUACUAGCUCGACUACAACCUCAUCAUCCUCAACUUCAACUUCAACUUUAUCCACUUCCACCACAUCGACUUCUACCUCCACUGGAACUGGUUACAACGCCGACUGGACAUCCAUUCCAAGCUCCUAUUCGACUUCCGGUUUUGGCACCGCCACCAACUCUUCAGGAUCCGGUGACACUUACACAGGAAACGUCGGCAGCCCCUACGGAAGCAACAUCAUCAUAGUCGACGGCUCCGAGGCUAAUGAGUACAAGUAUGUUCUCCAAUUUCAAGGCUCCAACACCGAGGAAUGGACAGUCGUAUUCUGGAACAAGAUCGGACCCGAUGGAGCUAUGGACGGCUGGUACGGUAACGGCUGCCUCACCUUCACCCUCGCCGUCGGUGAAACCAAGGGUGGCUGGGCUGCCGCCAAGGGUACAUCUAUUCCCACAGAUAGCUAUGGUGGAUACGCUGCCACCUGGGGUGAAUUCGACUUCGGUUCUACCAUCAACGACGGCUGGUCUGGAUUUGACGUCUCAGCUAUCCAAGCCCAAGCCGCCGAUCUCACGGUUCAGGGUAUGAAGAUCUGCUCUCAGUACAAUGUUGAUACUUGCUCCACCAUAACUGCCGACCUUGUGAGCGUUAUCAAUGCCUACACCAAGGCUUUAGCUAGCGCAGACGGUAUUGGUGGUAACCUCGUGUCAGGCCCUGUUCGUCUGGCUGUACACAUCGACUUUAGUUGA